CCGGGAGGCGGAAGCAUGAGGCGGCGGGACGGUGCUCGCUGUGAGGGGCCCCGGCGGAUGCUCGCGUGGCCGCUGGCGCUCCUGGCGCUGAGCGCGUGUUGCUGCUGCGGGGCGGGCAGCCCAGCACCCGAGCAGCAUGCGGCCGCUGCGGCUGCCUCCUCUUCCUCCUCAUCCUCCUCAUCCUCGGCACCCCUCGACUGGCUCCUCACCGACCGCGGCCCCUUCCACCGAGCCCAGGCCUAUGUGGACUUCAUGGAGCGCUACCGGCAGGGCUUCACCACCAGGUACCGGAUCUACAGAGAAUUUGCUCGCUGGAAGGUGAAUAACUUGGCGCUGGAGAGGAAGGACUUCUUCAGCUUGCCGCUGCCCCUCGCUCCCGAGUUCAUCCGCAAUAUCCGCCUGCUGGGACGCAGGCCCAGCCUGCAGCAGAUCACCGACACCCUCAUCAAGAAGUAUGGGACGCACUUCCUGCUGGCCGCCACGCUGGGAGGAGAGGAGUCCCUGACCAUUUUUGUGGACAAACGCAAGCUGAGCCGACGAGCGGAGCCCGUCAGCGCCGCAGGAGGGGCCAGCAACGGCUCCACCGUCUCGCUGGAGACACUGCACCAGCUGGCUGCCUCCUACUUCAUCGACCGGGAGAGCACCCUGCGCCGGCUGCACCACAUCCAGAUCGCCACGGCGGCCAUCAAGGUAACGGAAACGCGGACGGGACCACUGGGCUGCAGCAACUACGACAACCUGGACUCGGUCAGCUCCGUCCUGGUGCAGAGCCCUGAGAACAAAGUGCAGCUCCUGGGUAAGGGCCGGCCGCUGCCCGGGGCCCCACACCACCUGGGGGCGCGCUGCGUGGCGGCCGCGCUCAGCUACAUCGCAUGCAGCUCGGCCGGGGAGCUGCUGUGCCGGAGCAACGACUGCUGCUGCCAAUGCCGCACCGCCUUCCCCCAGUGCAACUGCCCCGAGGCCGACAUCCAAGCCAUGGAGGGCAGCCUGGCCCAGCUGCAGCGUGCCUGGGAGAACCACCACGGCCAGUUCGAGGAGUCAGAGGAGUUCCAGGCCUUGGUGAAGAGACUCCCGGGGGACCGUUUCCUGAACAGGACGGCCAUCUCCCACUACUGGGCCAUGGACCUGGAUGUCCAGCACCGCUACCAGCAGCUGGGCACCAGCCUGAAGCUGCUCUCCAGGAAAACCCACCGAAUCAUCCGGCGGCUCUUCAACCUCAGCAAACGCUGCCGCAGGCAACCUCACUUCAAACUGCCAAAGGAGAGGUCUCUGCCUUACUGGUGGAGCCGCGCUCAGUCGUUCCUGUACUGCAGCGAGAGCACCGUGCCCGGGACGUUCCUGGAAGAAAGCCACAGCUGCAGCUGUCCCCCCGAACAAGCCUCCUGCCAGGGGCCCAUCCCUUGUGCCUUGGGCGACGGGCCAGGCUGCGCCAGCUGUGCCGAGGACAACACCACGCGCUGCGGGGCCUGCAACCACGGCUACGUGCUCACCCAGGGCUUCUGCCGUCCCGAGGUGGCUGACUCUCUGGAACGCUACCUGGGCCUUGAGACGGACCUGCAGGACUUGGAGCUCAAGUACCUCCUCCAGAAACGGGACAGCCGCAUCGAGGUGCACUCCAUCUUCAUCAGCAAUGACAUGCGCCUGGGGAGCUGGUUUGACCCAUCCUGGAGGAAGCGCAUGCUGUUGACCUUGAAGAGCAACAAGUACAAGCCUGGCCUAGUUCACGUGAUGUUAGCCCUCUCGCUGCAGAUCUGCCUCACCAAGAACAGCACCCUGGAGCCUGUAAUGGCCAUCUAUGUCAACCCCUUUGGGGGAAGCCACUCGGAGAGCUGGUUCAUGCCGGUCAACGAGGGCAGCUUCCCAGACUGGGAAAGGACUAACGUAGAUGCCUCUGCCCAGUGCCAAAAUUGGACACUCACUUUAGGGAACAAGUGGAAAGCCUUCUUUGAAACAGUCCACGUCUACUUGCGAAGCCGCAUCAAAUCUCUGGAUGACAGCUCCAACGAGACAAUCUACUAUGAACCCUUGGAGAUGUCAGAUCCCUCCAAGAAUCUAGGGUACAUGAAAAUCAACAGCUUGCAAGUCUUUGGCUACAGCCUGCCCUUUGAACCGGAUGCUAUUCGCGACCUGAUCCUUCAGCUAGACUACCCCUAUACACAGGGCUCCCAGGAUUCAGCCAUGCUGCAGCUUUUAGAGAUCAGGGAUCGGGUGAACAGGCUGUCACCCCCUGGCAAAACCCGCCUUGACCUCUUCACGUGCUUGCUCCGCCACAGGCUCAAGCUGGCCAAUAACGAGGUGGCAAGGAUCCAGUCCUCCUUGAGGGCCUUCAACGCCAAGCUGCCCAACGCAGUAGAGCAGGAGACCGGCAAGCUGUGCAGCUAACAGCCAGGGCUGUGCAGAGCUCAGAGCAAGGGGCUGGGGAAA
This is a messenger RNA of Tinamus guttatus (white-throated tinamou), 2424 nucleotides long. The record is from RefSeq and is a predicted model, not a curated record. NCBI's taxonomy places the organism in Eukaryota, Metazoa, Chordata, Aves, Tinamiformes, Tinamidae.